Messenger RNA from Conger conger (European conger), 4555 nucleotides. RefSeq names its product regulator of G-protein signaling 3-like. The transcript has 16 exons. Gene Ontology annotation, molecular function: protein binding. The record is from RefSeq and is a predicted model, not a curated record. Gene Ontology annotation, cellular component: plasma membrane; nucleus. The coding region runs from base 75 to 2861 and encodes 928 amino acids. Gene Ontology annotation, biological process: signal transduction. Lineage: Eukaryota; Metazoa; Chordata; Actinopteri; Anguilliformes; Congridae.
AACGCGCUCACUUCCCGUCCCCCGUCGGGACCGAGCGCGGGUGCGAGGGAGGGGUCCGGACCUUCCGCGCAGAGAUGUUUUGGAAGGGCAGUGUUUCGGCCCGUGACUCCUUCGUCUUUCUUACAGAGGAAGUGCUGUCAAGCCAUGGUGCCACUCCUGAGACCACAAGCGCCGAGAAUAUGCAAUGCUUAACGGUGACCAUCCUUCGAGGAAAGGAAGGCUACGGAUUCACCAUCUGCUCCGACUCCCCAGUGCGAGUCCAGGCUGUGGAUCCAGGUGGGCCAGCGGAUCAGGCAGGACUGCAGCAGUUGGACACUGUUCUGCAGCUGAACAGCCAGGCUGUAGAGCAGUGGAAGUGUGUGGACCUCGCCCAUGCUAUCAGAAACAGUCCGAAUGAGAUCACAGUGGUAGUGUGGCGUACUGGUCCUGCAGCUAAGCCCCAGUUUGAAGGCCUGAUCCACAGGCCGUCCUACAAGCCGCCGCACUACGACGCGCCGUCGCCCCCCGCCCGGAGGAGGGACCACACCCCCCCGGUGCCCCCCCUCCCCGCGCAGAACAGACAGGCCCGGCGAGGCCUGCCCAACGGGAGCGAGGGGGGCGGGGGGAGAGCCUGGGGCGAGAGACGGGACGACAGCGAGGCCAAAGCCCGCACGCAGACGCUGAAGGGCACCCGCGUGACCUCGCCCACCGGAGACAAGAACUACAUCAUCCUGGCCCCCAUCAACCCAGGAAGCCAGCUCCUGAGGCCUGUAUAUCAGGAUAACCAUGCUACACUCGGGAGGAUGUACCACACCCGCCCUCCCGGCGGUGUCCAGCAGGGUGGCAGCAGCAGCGGCGGGGGUCUCCAGGGCAGGACGUCCUUUCUGAGACGCUCCCACAACAGCAAGACCUCCAAAAUGGCGGCCCCUACGGGCCACCCGCAGAACCUCAACUACGCAAACUACCAGAACUGCACCAUCGUCCGCUCCCACUCUCCGCACGCCAACUACGGCACCUACGUCAAGCUGGCUCCCAAAAUCCUCAUCUUCCCCAUCUUUGUGCAGCCUCUGGACCUGUGCAGCCCGACCCGGUCCCUCAUAUUGUCCGAGGAGAUCAUCCUGCACGAGAACAAGCACCUGUCCAUCAAGGUGACGGUGUUCGUUUACACAGACCUGAUGUUGGUGACUCGUGAGGACGAGCCGGGCCGGUGCAACGUCCUACAGAACCCCCUGUUCCUCCAGCACCUCCGGCUGCAAGACGAUUCCACUGACGGACUGAGGUUCUAUGUCAUUCACAUGACUGAGAAGUGUGACUGCUUGCUGAGCCUGGAGGCUUUCUCUCUGGAGCAGAAGAGGAGGCUGUUCCAGUGUCUGAGGGAGAACAUCGAGACGCAGCUCCACCUGCAGCUCCAGCGCAGAGACAGCCCUGCCCGCGACCACCAGAUGCUGGAGCCCAAAGUCGACGAGCAGUGUGACCCGGGGGUGCACAUUACCACGGGCGAGGACGGCCCGCCCUGCAGCCCCCCUGAGCCCUGCCCGAUGGACAGCCCCCCGCCCGAGGUCACGACCCCCUCGGAGGACGAGCUGAAGACCCCUCCCACCCCCCCGCCCUCCACCGAGGGGGAGGACUGCCGGAGCAUGGAGGGGGGGCCCGAACCCUGGAAGGAGAAGGAGGCGGAAGAAGAGGAGGAAGUGAAGGAGGUUGAGGAACAGGGGGAAGAGGAGGAGGAGAGGCAGCAGACCGACGAGGACAACGUCUCCGAGGCCGCGGAGGACACCGGGCCCCCUCCCUCCUCUUCCUCCUCGUCCUUCGUCAUCCCCGAGCUCCGCCUGGACCGGUCCUUCAGCGCCGACGCCCUCUCGUCCUCGCCCACCGACGAGGAGUACGACGAAGACGAGGAGGACGACGAGGAAGAGGACGACGACGACGACGACGAAGAGGAGGACAGCGACGACAACUACCUGGAGCGGAGCGAGAGCAAGCGGCGCAGCGUGGGGGGCGUGGCGGCGGUCGCCGCGGCGACGUGUGAGCGGCACGGGUCCGGCCUGCGGGUGCAGAACUCCCUGCGCAGACGCACGCACAGCGAGGGCAGCCUGCUGCAGGAGCCCCGCGCGCCCUGCUUCACCUCCGACCACGCCAUCGACCGGCUGGACCCCGCGGGGGCCGGGCGCAGCAAGGUGGGCUGGACCCUGCCCUCUCCCCGCACCCUGAAGAAGGAGCUCACCAAGAACGGGGGCUCCAUGCACCAGCUCUGCAUGCUCUUCUCCGGCAGGAAGCUCAGCGGAGGCUCUGAGUGCAGCUGUGACCUGGGACCAGACGGCGGCAAGAAGAAGAAGCCCAAGAACCUGGCCAAAGACAUGAAGAACCGCUUGGCGUUCCUCAGGAGGAAGAAUGAGUCUCCCGGAAGUUCUCCGGCAGGCAGGCUGGACAAAGCCAUGAAAUCCGUCAAACCGGCCCCAGAGGAGGCGCUCAGAUGGGGCGAGUCGCUGGAUAAACUGCUGCUGCACAAAUAUGGCCUGGCAGCCUUCAGAGCGUUCCUACGCACGGAAUUCAGCGAGGAGAACCUGGAAUUCUGGCUGGCGUGCGAGGAGUACAAGAAGAUCAAGUCCCAGUCUAAGAUGGCCUCCAAAGCCAAGAAGAUAUUCGCAGAGUACAUCGCCAUCCAGUCCUGCAAAGAGGUGAACCUGGACUCCUACACCAGAGAGCACACCAAGGACAACCUGCAGGACAUCACGCGCUCCAGCUUCCAGCUGGCUCAGAAGCGCAUCUACGGCCUGAUGGAGAAGGACUCCUACCCCCGCUUCCUGCGCUCCGAGCUCUACAUGGACUUAGUCAACCAGAAGAAGGCCAGCUCCACAUCCUCGUCCUCCACGUCGUCGUAGAAACGCACCGCAGAGUCACAGACUCAGAGACUCAGAGACUCAAGAGACGAACUCGAAAAGCAGGGCCUCCUCAGGCCCGGGCCAGGCUCUCCGUCCACCAUUUUGUCGUUUCCGUUAACCCAUCCUGUCGACCGGUUUGGAACGGGAGUUUUGUAAGGUCGGCAGACGCACUGAAGAGAGGGGAACGUGGUGCUGUUUAUAUGGAGACGGUGGGAGGGCCCCGGCGUUUUGGGGCCCUGAGGACAGGGGCCAGGGGCCCCUGGAGCAGGAGCUGGAGUCCCCUGUUAUUGUCAGUCAUUAAUAUUAUUAUUAUUGUUAUUGUUCUUAUUUAAGUUUUUUCCGGACGUACUGGAGAAUGGAGGAGGUGUUGUUGCCCAACCCGAAAAGACACGAACAGUCCGGUACUGUUUUUGUUCAAAUCCCCCCCCUCCCUCCUCCUCCAUUGAGAGCUGUUCAAGCGCUGUUGGUAAAACAGAGACCCCGUUUCAAUGACUCCCCACCCCCAACACAACCCCAUGCCUGCCGCAUCGUUACUUUGCUGCUUGCGGUGAACAAGGUCAAGCGGGGAUGUUGGUGUGCCUGACGACCCUCAGCAGGAGCUGUUCGCCCCAGACGCACGCACGCCCGUAUCCCAGCCUGCACUUCUGCCCCCGUCAGCCCUUCUCUGUCUCUGCCCUCCCAGAGAAGAGAGGUGUGCAGAGAGGAGGACCUGCCAAAAGACAUUUGGACCGAACCUGCAGACGGUGCCAAACUGCGUACCCGGUUCUGGUUCCGUCUGGAGAAGAACCUCUGCUCCUCUCCGAAAGACCGGAAUGUUCUGUAGAGCAGUUCAUUGUAGCUACACCCGGACUGGGCCUGACAGUCACCUCAGGACAUUGUAAAAAAAACCCGCUUCGAAGCAUCCGCGUUCUUUUUUUUUUAUACUUUUUUAUUUUCUACAUGCAAAAUGUUGUGUUUUUUAUUUUAUUUCAUUUUUUUUUUAUUGUUGCUCUUGGUCAAAACCUGCACUCUUAUCGUAGCAGGGCGAAUCACAAUUAUGGGUGUUCGCCCUUUUCUUUUGAAAAGUGUGAGAUUGCUUUACCUGUACUAAAGGUUUCCAUGAUAUUUAUUUUCACAUUUCUGAAGGCUUCUCAUUGGCUGAAAGCUCUUCUGUCCCCAGCCAACGCCCAAUCAGGGCCGCCCUGACUUCAAGUGCAAUAUUAUGACUUCCCCUUGCAUAAGUUUCGGUUUUCUUUAUUCGUUUGUUUUUGUACGUUUUCUUUUUUCGAGCUAGACAAUGGAUUGAGCUGUGUAUUAACAUUGUUUGUUAGUUUCCAAUUCUGCUUGUGUGUCGGCUUAACCGCGAAAAAGAAAAGGUUUAAAAAGUUAUCUAACAUUAUGACCCCGGCAGCUGGCAGUCGUGGGCUUGAGGUUGUAAAUAUAAUUCUUAAGAAAACGAUGGAAAAUGAAUAAAAAAGUUUUAAAAAGCAAACAGACGAGAUUUCGUAAUUGUAAGAUAAUUGUAUGGCUGUAACUGUGUAAAUACUGCGGGGCUGGAGCAGAGACGGGGAGGGUGGCACGGCUCGCCUGUUCUUGUGGGACGCAUCGUUUUCACUUCACUGUUUACAAUUCAGAGCAUCUCCCCCGAUAGUGAGAAAAUAAUAAUAUGGUGUCAUUGCUACAGGUAAAUAAAACAACCGACCGAUAAAUAAUAA